CUUGCGACAAACGACAGUCGCGUUGUAUUAUAUUCGGAAGGAACAAGGAAGUCGGAGUGGUGCCACAAAUUUUAAACUUAGUCUUAAAAGCAUAAGAGCAAAGUUGUAGUUGCUAACAGUCAUGGAUUUCUCUGACUCUGGAGACAGAGAGAGAGUGAUGGUGGUGAACGCCGACAUGGAGUCCGCCGACAGCGAUCGCAGGCCCCUGCUGGCGCCCGCCGGCGCCGCCCCGCCCGUCGUCAAGACCUACAAGCGACGCUGGUACAUCCUGGCCGUCUACUCGGCGCUCGGAUUCAUGCAGUGCGCCAUCUGGAACACAUGGGGACCGAUCACGGAAGCAGCACUGGUGGCGUUCCCCGGCUGGGGAGAGCUCACCAUCUCCAGUCUCACCAACGUGGCUCUUAUCGCCUUCAUUGUCUUCAUGGCGCCCUAUUGCUGGCUACUCGACAAAAAAGGAGUCCGUCCGGCCGUGGUUCUGAUGGCCGCGUGUCUGGCAGUGGGCACCGCCCUGCGCUGUAUCACUCUACAGCAGCCCUUCUUCAACAUUUUCGCGUUCGUGGCCUCCGUGCUGACGGGCGUGGCCGGCAUUAUGGCGAUGGCGGCACCGCCGUAUAUCUCGGCCAUGUGGUUCGCGCCUCACCAGCGCACCACAGCCACCGGAGUACCGAACGUGCUGAACCAGCUGGGGAUGAGCGGCAGCUUCUUGCUGGGCCCGCUGGUCGUGGCGCAGCCGAGCAAGAACCCGCCGCCCGGCCCGCCCAGCAACACGACGGGAAACGUCACAGGCGUGGCGACCGCGCUGGCGGCCAACCUGGCCGGCGCGGCCGAGUCACUGCUGGACGAGUCGGCCCGCUGGAUCGGCGUGGUGUCGUCCAACGUCACAAACGGCACGCACCCGACGCCGGCCGAGCUGCGCUCCGACAUCAUGGACCUCAUGUACAUCGACGCCGGUAUCUGCCUGGUGUUGUUCGUCAUGACUUUGGCGUACUUUCCGUCCCGCCCGCCGCUGCCGCCGUCCAUUUCUGCUUCCACCAACACCGUCACCUUCCGAGAGGGACUCGGCAUGGCCUUCAGACACCCGGACCUCAUCUGUAUCGUGCUGGCGUACAGCCUGUCCCAGGGCGUGAUGGGCGCCUGGUUCGGCAUUCUGGACAUCAACGUGCGCCCUCUGGGUGUCACUGAGAACGAGGCGAGCAUGAUGGGUAUGUGGGCGGGCAUCUGCUGCUGCGCGUUCGCGCUGGUGGUGGCGCGCCUCACGGACAUGUUCCGCGGGCACAUCAAGGCCACCAUCAUCGGCCUACUGGUGGUCGGCCUGGCCCACUGGUGCUGGUUACUGGCGAUCGUGGCCGGCUGGGCACCCUUCUCCAACGUGCACCUGUUUUGCGCGGUGCUGGUGGCCAUCUGCUGCACGUACGCCGCCUCCCCGCUCCUCUUCGAAUACGCCUCUGAGGUCAGCUACCCCAUCCCCGAGGACGUCGUCGGAGCCACCAUGAGCUUCACAUUCAACCUGGUCGGCAUGCUCUACCUGCUGUUCUUCCUCAACAAACGACUUGCCGAGCAGACGGUGUGGCUCAACUACUGCCUGGUGGUGGCCACGGCCAUACCCAUCGUGCUGAUGCUGCGCACCAAGUCAGUCUACCGGCGCUCGGCAGUUGACGACGCCUCAGUCACGGCGGCCAUCACCGAGUCGGUGUCUGGCUACCAGCCGCUCUGAUGAAGGCGACGACUGGCCUAGUGUUAGGUGAGAGAGGGGGCCUCUCAGGACGAUGCGAGAGGGGGGACGCCGCCUGUCUCCAGACACGGUCGGCCCUGACUGUGUCAUAGUUAGGACACCUCGAGGAGACAGCGCCAUCCGGUGGGUUGAGUAGCAGCGACACCUCUCUGCGGUGUGCCUCUGUGACGGAAUGGUGUCGUCGCGACUGCUCUGAGACCGGCGAGGCGGCGGAAUGGUGUGUUGGCGAGGCGUCGGGACGGUGUGUUGGCGAGGUGGCUCUGCAGUCGGCGUCGGCUGCGGACCGGGAAGCGUUCAGGCUGGCUGGGCUGGUAUCAGUGCCCGCACGUGAGCUGGUAUGAUGCUGCUUUGAUGAAAAGCAGCCACCCACUAAAGGAGAGCUCGGUUGAUGAGGGGAGCUCGGUUGAUCUGAGAAAAGCGUCACGGAAAGCUAGACUCAGAGACAGGACAUCUUGCCACCUGUUCGAAGUGCUCAAUCGGAUCACUGCAGGAAGCCAUUGGUGCGCCGACGCUGACUAGAUUUGACGCACCCUGAUAUCAGCAAGUCAAUUUUACUCGACCAUGAGCUAUCAUGCCGUGCCUUCAGCGUCUUCUAAAAGUGUUUGAUCUUUUUUGUCCCAAUCGCUGCCCAUGACAUAUAUGCUGCCUCAUUGAAUAGCCUGAGUGAGUGAGGACCUUUGGAGUACCAUGCAUUACCUCAAAGAUACUGUCGAUUCAGCAGGUGAUGCGCCCCUGGGUACCCUGCUUGACACCAAGUACGGAGAACUACAGUGCGUGCAGUGUAUGUGUGUGAGAAAAAGAGGAAAAUGGGAGAAUCUGAGCUCCUUGCUCACUGAGAGCGUAUGACCAUGCAGGAGGAAGCCUACAUGAGUGACAAUCGUGGCCUAUUCAGGGCAGAGAGGCUCGGUACUCGUGGUUUGCCGUGUGUAAAUGUACAUUACGACAUUACGACAUACGACAUGUGUAAUGUACUCGUGAGUGGCUCUUUGUGUGUUGUGCCCUGGUCUGCGGCCUGCGUGCUCGGGCGUCUUUCAAACGCUAUCUAGUCCGUGCGCGGUACCUGAUGUGGUCGGCACGGUGUGGACCGAGCUCCCCGAGCCGGGCUGUAGAUAGCAGCCGUGUGAACGUGACUUUAGGGCAGGGAUAGUGUGGUUUGUAGUGACAAUAUUCCAGUGUGUUUUUGUCCGAUGCUGUUAUUUGACAUCGAUGGGGUGUGGUAAUACUACCCAGUUUAUUUUUAGGACAAGGUUUAGUAGUUCUACAAAUAGUUUGCCAGUUGGAAGAUGGUAGCUCUGCGGAAAAUGCAGAUGUUUGUUGCCAUUUUGUGAGUGAGUGUGAAUCAUGUCGCAAAGCUCGUAUUUUAGAAGAAAGGUAGAAAGCAACGAGCCCAAAAUUUAUGUCGUACAACCUGAUUAUAUAGUGUGACGCUCGCCGGCAACUGCGAGAGACCCAGCUGGCGAGUUUUGAAGCAGUAGUGCUACAACUGUGACCGCUGUUGCCACUGUGUUACUAUGGUACACUGUGUUAUGAAAUGCGCGCACCUAUUUUACUCUGGUGCGCCACGGACAAUGCGAUUGGCUCGACCCGUAUUUUAGCGUGUGUUCAUCUAUUUCAGAGCGUGUGUGACGUGCGGAUGCUGAAAUGAUAUUUAAACCCCAUUUUAUUCAGUGCGCGAUUGGCUGGCGAAUCAAGUCCAGGUGUCAACCACCUGUCUAUUACCUGGUGGUAGUAUAUCGGGUCCAAAUUCUUUUAAGAUCUUAUGAUAGACAUUUAUAAUAAAAAAACCGCCAAACAGACCUUCAGUGUCUGUUCAGACAAAUGCUAAGUAAAUAUGCAUUUGGUAUGACAGUAUGGCGCCUUCAAAUGUGAUUGCAAUCAGCGGUUAAGCUCGUGUAUCGGCGGGUGAGAUCUGAACAUCAAUUCAAAAGCGGACAAUCUUGUCGACCAUCUCUGAUUCACCCGAUGUGCUGCCACCAUGGUGGGAGGUUUGUUCACACUGGCCGUGUUGACCCACCGUUUUCGUGUCCGCGCCCGCGGUGUCGGCUCCUGCCGUCCAGCCUCUGAUCAGCAGAGAGCGGCCGCUGUGUCGGCACCGGACGGCUGUCGGGAUCGCCGGGCUGCUGUGACUCACAACUGACCGUCAAUACAUAAUACACAGAUAUAGCGC
Messenger RNA from Amphibalanus amphitrite, 3899 nucleotides. RefSeq names its product solute carrier family 49 member 4 homolog. The transcript has 12 exons. Gene Ontology annotation, cellular component: membrane; intracellular membrane-bounded organelle. Gene Ontology annotation, biological process: transmembrane transport. Lineage: Eukaryota; Metazoa; Arthropoda; Thecostraca; Balanomorpha; Balanidae. Bases 122 to 1714 code for a protein of 530 amino acids. The record is from RefSeq and is a predicted model, not a curated record. Gene Ontology annotation, molecular function: transmembrane transporter activity.